This is a messenger RNA of Humulus lupulus (European hop), 1215 nucleotides long. RefSeq lists its product as uncharacterized. The transcript has 4 exons. Lineage: Eukaryota; Viridiplantae; Streptophyta; Magnoliopsida; Rosales; Cannabaceae. The record is from RefSeq and is a predicted model, not a curated record. The coding region runs from base 1 to 1215 and encodes 404 amino acids.
AUGAAGACUCGAGGCCGAGGUUCCUCUUCCAAGUCCGUGAAAUCUCAGCAGGAGACACUUCCUGUAUCUGUUCCCACUGCCACUCCUUCGGUCCCAGCAUCAAUUCCUGCUGUCUCUCCUACUCCAGGCCGUCGUUCUAAAACCACAGCAAGAAAGAAGGUUCUUGCUCUUUCGGGUCCUAUCAGUUCAUCUGUUCUUGGUGCUUCUAGCAAAGGAGUUACGUUCCCGAAUUUGGAUGCUGAGCAAAUACCUGCCUCGGCGGUUUCACUCGCCUCUCCCAAAGAUCAAAUAAAAGUCAAACCGGCCUUGGCAAAGGGCAAACGUAAGUCCAAAGUUGUUGGGUCGAAGAAAGGGAAAAAGGCCAAAGUGACUAAAUCUAAAGGUACCAGUUCCAUCUCUGAUUCAUCUCCUUUAUCUCGUUUUAAAUUAAAGGCCAAAAUCAAUCCUCCCCCAUGCACCUCAUCGGAGGAUGUCUCUCCCGAGACGGAAGACUCUCAGCCUGAGUUGGAUCCUUCUUUGACCGAGCCCAAUCCUGAAGUUCCUCUUGAUAAUUUGGCUGAGGAGACUGACUCUGAAGAAGACCCAUCUAAAGCCUCUCCAGUUGCAUCGGACCCAAAAGGCACCACUCCUUUGGCUUUUCCUGAAUUGUCGUCCAAACUUGAUAAGCAAAAAGGUGCUCCUGCCCGUACCUCAGACCAAUCUUCUUUCAUGUUUCAUAAAGUUUAUGUUAGGGGUCAUUGGUACAAUUUUAGCCCGUCCGAAAUUACUAAGGCUCUCAAUCUCGUCCCUGUGGAGAUUGAUGAUUCUAUUGAGUUUGCAAAGGAUCAAGUUUUGUCUGAACUGGUUGGUCAGGCUAUGGUGUGGGAACCAAGCACCUCUCUUCGUGUCACCAAUCUCACUCAUUUCUAUGGUGCUCUUUUCAAGUUUGCUAUGUUUAAUUGGAUGUCUACCACACAUUCCUCUACCAUCACUCAAGAUAUGGCCUUCCUGUUGUUCAAAAUUGGUACUGGAGUCGCCAUAGAUCUUGGAGCUGUUAUCUUUGACCAAAUCAUGUCUCUUAGUGGUGCCAAACAGGCAAAGCUUUUUGGAGCCACCUUUCCUAUUGCCAUUGUUCGAAUUGAACACCCAACUUCUUUUUUUUAUCUCAAAACUGGGCAAAGUCCUAGCUUCACUCUUCUCCAGCAUUUGCAUUCAAAAUUUGAGCCAAACAAUUGA